AUGUCGACCCCGAAAGCCCAGCGCGGCCCCGAUGCCGACUCGAUUAACGAUCCCUCCCAUGCCGACUCCGGCUUCGACGGCACCCCUUCCGGCGCUCCCCCCACAUACGCGACUUUCUCCCCCGUCACCCUCUCUGCAAACACCCCGAGCCGAUCCUCCCGCCGCUCGACCAUCAUCGUCCACCAAAAGUCGCCCUUGCUGCUGGCCACCCCGCCUCAAAUAACACGAGCGCUCGCAUACUCGCACCCCUUCUUGCUGCCGCUGAACAAGCUCGCCGGUCUGCUGACAUGGACCACCGAUGACCCCUGGGAGAGCUUCCUGCUGCUCGCGUCCUUCUGGGCGGUCGUUCUUUAUGGCGACAUCGUCGUCCGCGUCGCCGGGCCCAUCGUUGUCGUCCUGACUUUGAUAAUGGGCAUGUACGGCCGGCGCUUCAGUCCACUAAGCAGCAGCGGGUGGACGGAGCCGGCUUCGAAAGAGGUCGGCACGCAGAAUGCGGCAGGUACGGCCGGUGGCAAAGCCCAGAAGCUCGCUCCCAAAAGUAAUGCGACCGGCAACGCCGCCAAGGGACACCACCGGGGCGAGUCCGAAGUCACAAAUACGAGACAUCAGAAGACGUUGGACGAGAUCGUCGAGACGCUCAAGGAGUUUACCGGGCGGUGUAACGUGCUACUCGAGCCGCUCCUCGAGUUGACGGAUUUCCUGAGUACGCAGCGAACACCGACAUCAGCUACGACAAGACCGGCUCUGACGACUCUGUUCGUGAGAAUAUUGUUCUGUACGCCCUUUUGGGUGGCCUUGACCCUGCCUCCACUACGAAUCAUCACGACGCGCAGGAUAGCAUUGCUGUUUGGCACGCUCGUUCUGACAUGGCAUGCCAGGGUCAUGCGCGUAGCCCGAACGCUGCUCUGGCGCAGCGCCACGGUUCGCAAGACAGCCGCCCUCGUGACUGGCCUCACGUUUGAGAAGCCUGUAAAGGCCGUGCCUGUGACUCUGGGUACCGACGGCGAGGGCGGCAAGGUGGUAGCCAAGCGGCCGGCAACGUCGGAGCUAACCAAGGCCUUGCGCAAGCAAUCUCACCGUCACAGCAAUAACGCCACGAGCAAGGAUGCAGGAGUGAAAUUCACCUUCAUCAUUUAUGAAAACCAGCGACGCUGGGUCGGUCUCGGCUGGACACAAAGCAUGUUUGCGUACGAGCGAUCAGCGUGGACCGACGAGCACAACAACCCCGUGCCGUCGCGUGACACGUUUGAACUUCCCGAGGUCGAGGAUGGUAGCAACAUGCGUUGGCGGUGGGUAGAAGGGAGUAAGUGGCGGGUUGACGGGGUGCCCGAUGACGGCGCUGAGCCUGUUGACUACGACGGGGAGGCUGGUAGGAACGGCUGGAUCUACUACGACAAUAAGUGGCAAAACGGGCGCCGCGGCGUAGACGGCUGGGGUCGGUGGACGCGCCGGAGGAAGUGGUACCGCGACGCCGAACUGGUCGAGGUAUCCGAGGACGAGAUAGCACACGAACUGGACGCCGCGCAGGCACCACCAAGACCGGGAUCACCUCUGGGCAACCCACCAGGACCGGCCCUGACGACGCAAAGAUACAGUACUCUCCAGGAGAAAAUGGUUUCCCCCACCCAGUCGACGCAAGAUCUAACGGUUGCCGAUAAGGAUCUUGAACGCGAAAAGGACGACGCGGCGUCGACGCUAUCGACGAGCUCCGGCAGCAGGUCGUUCUUCAAGACGCCCUCGCUCCGGCGGAAAGUUACGGACAAGAGCAUCUCGAGCAAGGCCGACCGGGAUCAUCAUCACGAACGCAGCAGGAGGGCGAGCGACGCCAAAAGCGAGGAGGAGGCCGCGGCGCUCGGGAUGAAGCUCAACCUGGCCCUGCAGGGUAAGGACGGCGGGCAGUGGGGCAUCGGCGACGAGGCCAGGAUGAGCUUGGAGUAA
Messenger RNA from Colletotrichum karsti, 1938 nucleotides. RefSeq names its product integral peroxisomal membrane peroxin. Gene Ontology annotation, biological process: peroxisome organization. Gene Ontology annotation, cellular component: peroxisomal membrane. The record is from RefSeq and is a predicted model, not a curated record. NCBI's taxonomy places the organism in Eukaryota, Fungi, Ascomycota, Sordariomycetes, Glomerellales, Glomerellaceae. The transcript has 2 exons. The coding region runs from base 1 to 1938 and encodes 645 amino acids.